UUCAGUGGCAGCUCAGAGACAAACUACUGAAGUGGCAGCUCAGAGACAAUCCACUGAAGUGGCAGCAGAGACGCAAACUACUGAAGACAACGUCAUUCAACUGACACAAGUGACAUCAGACUUCCCCAACCCCACUCACUCUCUCAUCACGUGUCAGGUAACAGCCAAUAAAAAUGUCAGAUCCAUCUCGUUCAUGGAAAUCUUCUGGCGAGAGAGACAAAUAGUUUACGCCAAUGCUACCGAAAAUGGUGGACUAGCAACCAAGGGACUCAAUUCCUUCGGAAGCAUCACAAAAGUCUCAGGAAAAGUAAGCCAGACUCAUCCCGAAGAAUCGCAGCUCGUGGUGGACAUUGCUGCUGAAAGCUGUGAGGACGCGGCUGCUGGAGACUUUGCUUGUGUCCUCACAUACUCACACUUCAACUCGUCAGACACCCAGCUUGCUCGUGCGGAACUGGUGGCAUCAAGUCCUUGUGACAAUACCAAGCUGGAAGUAGCGUUCGAUAACUACGUAAACCGACCACUCGGCUUUGUGGUGGGGUGUGAAAGCCAUCUACAGUCGUAUGAUACACUUCUGACUAUGGAACUAAGUCUUCUACCGGAUAAGCCAUUGCGGUCUUCAGGCCGGCGCCAAAUAGCUUACCUUGACAGUGCACAGCUACGCUAG
Molecule: messenger RNA, 664 nt
Organism: Pomacea canaliculata
Lineage: Eukaryota; Metazoa; Mollusca; Gastropoda; Architaenioglossa; Ampullariidae
Exons: 6
Coding region: 194-664 (156 amino acids)
Source: RefSeq, a predicted model, not a curated record